CGUGAGGAUGGACAAACGUGUGGCGGUAANGGUGCUCGUAGCUGCCGCUUUAGCUCAGGUGAGCUGCGGCUCCUUCGGGUGGAAGAAGGUCAGGAACGUACAGGUUUUGGGUUUCGACUGGAAGAACUGCGGACCGCCUGAUGCUCCAGCUGUGCUGAAGACCCUCACCAUGUCUCCAGACCCAAUCUCCAUCCCAGGUGAUCUGACAGCCUCCGCUUCUGGGUCCACAGCCGUUGAACUCGGUGCUCCUCUGUCUCUAAAUGUAACUCUGGAGAAGGAGGUGGCAGGUUUCUGGGUGAAGGUGCCCUGUCUGGAUGAGGUGGGCAGUUGUCACUAUAAGGACGCCUGCGAUAUCCUGAGCCAGCUGAUCCCGCCCGGUCAGGACUGUCCCGAACCGCUGCACACCUACGGCCUACCCUGCCACUGCCCCUUCAAAGCUGGUUCAUACACGUUGCCACAGUCAAUCUUCUACCUGCCCAACAUCGAUCUGCCCUACUGGCUGACUAACGGGGACUACCGGGUUCAGGGGGUCCUCGGCAGUCAGGGCAAAGAGCUGGGCUGCCUCAAAGUCACGCUCUCCAUCCACUCAGACUGAGCUGUCAGCUGGAGCCUCAUGGUUUUAAAACUGGGAAAUGAAAAAAGUUUUUACCAAUGAGGAAGGGGAGAUGUGGGAUAAUAAUCAGAAGAAAAGACAACAAAAACAGGUUUUAUGGGAUGAAACGCACAGAACAUGAGCACCUGCAGCAAUGUACGAAACCAGGCGCAGUGAUGCACUGAAACAUUCUCUUUAGUGAAAUUACAGGUUUUCUCCACGUUAAGAUGCAUCCAAGCUGCUCUUCUUUCACUCUGUAUGAACACAAACUGCGUCACUGUAUCUGCUGGACCUCUUAUCGUGCUUUUUAACCAUUGAGAACGAUUUUACAGGAGCUGAAAUUUUAUUAAAACGACUUUUAAUUGCUGGAAAAGCUACUGAAGUUCCUGUUGUUCAUCAACUUUUUAUAGUUUUCAUCUCCUGCAGUAACAGAAAAACUAAUUAGGAAAAAGCGAAGCCUUUAUGUCGAAAUAUGACGUUAUUAUUAGACGGGUAUGAAAUGAUCUGCUCACAUGAAGGAAAAUAGAUUAAAACAUGGAUGACAGAGAUGCAUAAAUAUGCUGAAAUAAAUCACAUGAAUACUCUUAAUGAAAUAAUAGAAACCAAUCUCUUUAGUUUUGCUUUAAGCUCCACUUGAGUCUAAAUCUCAACCUUCAGUUAUUCAACCAGUCCUGCACCUCAGUCAGUCCCCAAAGGUCUGACUGGUUUCAUGUGUCCUGAGGAACUAAACCUGUCACCAUUAACAUAAAGAAUAACCACUUGAGCUCUUGCUCCUGUAAUAAUAAU
This is a messenger RNA of Haplochromis burtoni (Burton's mouthbrooder), 1378 nucleotides long. Its product is annotated as ganglioside GM2 activator-like. Bases 8 to 595 code for a protein of 195 amino acids. Gene Ontology annotation, cellular component: cytoplasmic side of plasma membrane. The transcript has 5 exons. The record is from RefSeq and is a predicted model, not a curated record. Gene Ontology annotation, molecular function: lipid carrier activity; enzyme activator activity. Gene Ontology annotation, biological process: lipid transport; ganglioside catabolic process. NCBI's taxonomy places the organism in Eukaryota, Metazoa, Chordata, Actinopteri, Cichliformes, Cichlidae.